AUGUCGCAACUAUCAUUCAAGGACAAGGUUGUUAUUGUUACUGGUGCAGGUGGUGGAUUAGGAAUGCACUACGCUUUGGAGUUUGCCAAAAGAGGUGCCAAGGUGGUGGUGAAUGAUUUGGCAAAUGCAGGCGCUGUAGUGGAGCAAAUCAGAUCACAAGGUGGGAUUGCCGUCGCUGAUUCCAACAAUGUCAUCGACGGUGAUAAGAUUGUCAGCACUGCUAUUGAAAACUUCGGAACUGUGCACAUUAUAGUCAAUAAUGCAGGGAUUCUCAGAGACACUUCGUUUACCAAAAUGACAGAGAAACAGUUCAGACAGGUUCUUGAGGUGCACUUAUAUGGGGCUUACCAUAUCUGUAAAGCGGCCUGGCCAAUCUUCAGGAAACAAAAUUUCGGGAGAAUUAUCAAUGUGGCGUCUCCCGCCGGUCUUUAUGGUAACUUCGGCCAAGCUAACUAUGCUGCUGCUAAAAUGGCACUUAUUGGUCUUACUGAAACAUUGGCAAAAGAGGGGUACAAAUACAACAUUCUUGUCAAUGCCAUUGCCCCUACAGCAAGAUCAAAAAUGACAGAGAAUAUCAUGCCACCAGAAAUGUUAAAGAAGCUUGGUCCUGAGUAUGUUACUCCGCUUGUGGUUUAUUUAUCCCAUGAUUCCGUUGGUAAUCAGGAUACUGGUAAGACUUUUGAAUUGGCUGGUGGGUUCUAUGCCAACACCAGAUGGGAAAGGUCAUCUGGUGAGCUUUUCUACCCAGACGAGUCUCUCACGGCGGAGGCGCUUUUGAACAAGAUGGACUCAAUCCGAGACUUUGAACAUGAUAAAUCGUUUAAACCCCUCGAACAUCCAAGCCAACCUGCUGAUUAUACCCAUUUAGUCAAAGAAGCCAAGAAAUUACCAUCUCCUAAUUCUCAAGGUAGUAAGAAAGUCUCUCUCAAGGAUAAGGUGGUGUUGAUUACUGGCGCUGGUGCAGGCUUGGGGCGUGCCCAUGCUUUAUGCCUCGCUAAGUAUGGUGCAAAGGUGGUUGUUAAUGAUAUCAUGAACCCUCAUGAUGUUGUUGCAGAAAUCAACAAAGCUGGUGGCGAUGCCCAUCCAGAUAAACACAACGCGGCCACCGAUGCUGAAGCUAUUAUCAAAAAUGUCAUUGAUAAGUAUGGUAGAAUCGAUGCGUUAAUUAACAAUGCUGGGAUUCUUAGAGAUAAGUCAUUCAUGAAGAUGACUGAAAAAAUGUGGGUCGAUGUUUUGGAAGUGCACUUAUUGGGGACCUUUAAAUUGUGUAAAGCUGUUUGGCCAAUAUUGAAAAAACAAAAGCACGGGAACAUUGUCAAUAUCACCUCCACUUCUGGGAUUUAUGGUAGCUUUGGUCAAGCAAAUUAUUCAGCAGCUAAAAUGGGUAUUCUUGGGUUGUCUCAAGUCUUGGCAAUCGAAGGGAAAAAGUAUGGCAUCAAGGUUAAUAUAGUUGCCCCUCACGCUGAAACUGCGAUGACUAAAACCAUAUUCACCGAAAAGGAUUAUGAUUUGUUCCCGCCAGAAUUGGUUUCCCCAUUAUUGGCGUUAUUAUCCUCCGAGGACGCCCCAGGAGCUGGCCAACUAUUUGAAAUUGGUGGCGGUUGGUGUGGUGCUACCCGUUUACAAACCGCAAAAGGUGCAGUUACCCAUGGUGAGGUUAGUGCUGAAUUUAUUCGUGAUAACUGGAAAGAUAUCAAUGAUUUUGGUGAAGGAGCCGUUCAUAAUGCCACUAUUAGUGAUUCCCUCAUGAACAUUUUGAACAAGCUUAGUGGCGGUGAUGCUCCUGAGGAAGAUGACGAAGAAGAAGAAGACGAUGAUGUUGAGCAAGUCGAGAAAGAUGAAGUUGAUGCUAAGGGUAAUCCGAUAUUCAAAUACACCAACCGUGAUGUUAUUAUUUACAAUGUUGGCGUUGGUGCUCAUGCUUCCGAGCUUCAAUAUGUAUAUGAAAAUGACCCUCAAUUCCAAGUGAUUCCAAGUUUUGGUACAGUUAUUUCUCAGAAUAUCAAACAAUUUCCAUUGGAUUUUGCUAAAUUAAUGACCAAUUUUAGUCCAGUGAUGUUGUUGCAUGGCGAGCAGUACAUUAGAGUCGAAGAAUGGCCAAUUCCAACUGCAGCAACAGUUGCUACGGAAGUUUUCCCGGUUGCAAUCCAAGACAAGGGUAAGAAGGCCGCGUUGUUGGUCACUGGUUCCCGUACCUAUGAUAUAUCUACUGGAAAAACAAUAUUUUACAAUGAAAUGACUACUUUCAACCGUGGCGCUCAGGCUCGUGGUGGCUCCAAAUUGUUUAAAGAGCGUGCUUCAUUGGCGACAAAGAACUUCAAGAUCCCAUCGAAUUGUCGCCCAGAUUUUGUCACCGAAGUUCAAACCAGCCUGGAUCAGGCGUCUUUGUAUCGUCUUUCUGGCGAUUACAACCCAUUACAUAUCGAUCCUGUGUUUGCUAAAAACGCAAAGUUCCCUAAUCCAAUUUUGCAUGGCUUGGGGUACCUCGGAGUCUCUGUUAAAUCACUUUUGGAGCACUAUGGUCCAAUUAAAGAAAUUAAGGCUAGAUUUAGUGGUAGUGUGUUCCCAGGUGACACGCUAAGAAUCAAAGGAUGGAGAAAAGGAGAUGUAGUCAUCUUUGAAACUUAUGAUAUGAACACUAAGAAUGUGGUGAUUAGCAGUGCCGCCAUCAAAUUAUUCAGUAGUGGCAAGUUAUGA
Molecule: messenger RNA, 2697 nt
Organism: Saccharomycopsis crataegensis
Lineage: Eukaryota; Fungi; Ascomycota; Saccharomycetes; Ascoideales; Saccharomycopsidaceae
Gene: FOX2
Product: bifunctional hydroxyacyl-CoA dehydrogenase/enoyl-CoA hydratase FOX2
Exons: 1
Coding region: 1-2697 (898 amino acids)
Molecular function (GO): oxidoreductase activity
Source: RefSeq, a predicted model, not a curated record